CAACCUGUUCAUUGAAACCCACAUCAGUCACAACACUGUGCAAUCAUCAUAAAGAUCGAUGGCGUCGAGACGGCAAUUCAAGGAGGAGAGAGCGGAGGCAGCGGCCAAACUGGCAGCGAAAGACAUCGGCGAUAUCAACAGAGCAAACGAGCGCGACGAGGGGUACGACUUGCGGAACGAAGCCAACUUCAAGCAAGCACGAGCGGAGGCAGCUGCAAAGCUCGCCGCGAAGGAUCUGGAGGACGCUAACAGAUUAAGGGACAGCACUCUAAUCAACACUACAUGUCAUGAUCACGAUGAGAACAAACCCAGUUUGAUAGGGUCCAUGUUAAGAGCCGCCAAGGAAGCCGUGGUUGGCAAGCCUCACCACGACGAAGUUGACAACAGCUCAGGGUUUUAUGAGAAGGCCAAGGAAACAAAGGUCGACGCGGCUGGGUCCAAGAUGGGUGAAUACGCAGAUUAUGCCACACAGAAGGCGAGGGAAACGAAGCAGAAGGCAAAAGAAGCAAAAGACUAUGCUGCGGAUAAGGCUAAGGAUGCUAAAGAUACAACAGUGCAAACCGCUGCUAAAAGGGCUAUCGGUUUCUUCUCGGGGGGCAACAAAGACCAAACAAAGGAGGAGGAGGAAACGAGUCGGAGAAUGCAGGAGGUGAGGGUGCAAGAUAAGGAAUACGGAACGGGACGGGGUGGAGAGAAGUUGGUGAUAAAAAUGGAAGAGUCGAGGCCAGGAGCGGUGGCGGAUGCGCUCAAAGCAGCCAAUAAGGCCAUGGACGGCGUUAUGGAGGAAGAAGGCGUGCUUCAUGUGGAGCGUCGUAGAGAGAAAAUUUGAUUCUGAUUGUGAUCAUCAUCGUGCAAUUUAUGUGCUGGUACUACUAAGAUGCAUGGGGAUCGAUCUUGUGUUCUGUAGUAAUAAUAAUGUAUUUGUUACCUUUACUACUUAAUGGAUCCUCUUUAAUUAGCUUUCAUCCUCCUAAAACUCUUCUCAUCUUUCAUUUUAAGAAUGUGUACUUCUUGGUUUUGAGA
Glycine soja is the source of this 1023-nucleotide messenger RNA. RefSeq names its product late embryogenesis abundant protein ECP63-like. The transcript has 2 exons. The record is from RefSeq and is a predicted model, not a curated record. NCBI's taxonomy places the organism in Eukaryota, Viridiplantae, Streptophyta, Magnoliopsida, Fabales, Fabaceae. The coding region runs from base 59 to 829 and encodes 256 amino acids.